AUGUCGACGCUUCUUCAACAAUCCUUUCGUGGUAAGAAGCUACCACCAGUGCCGGCUGGAGCUUCUAUGUACCACCAUGACCCUCUUUUAUAUGUUGAACGUCAGACAAAACACAUACAACGCAAUCUCCAAGUCCUAAUCGAUGCUCAAAGCGAAGGCCUUCUAUCUGUUCUCGCUGGGCCUCAGGGAAAUGAUAUCUCCACCGGAAUUUUGACUCCAACAUUAUCAUCUAAUGCGAGUCGAUCACAGUCCCCUUCCACGGUGCCUCCCAGGCAGCCCGCGCCCAAGAAAAUCGGGCUUCGGGCUGCCCGAGAAGGCAUAUUUCAAUCAAUAUAUGAUCUACUGAAGUUACGAGAAGAAGAACGAGAGAUUCUCACAUCUCAGACCAACGAAAGGGACAACGCGCUGCAUGAUAUCCAAAGCUUCCUCUCGAGAAGAAAUGGUCUAGAAGACGCUAUUACUACUAUACAUGGAGAUGAGGAGAGCCGACGUUCAAAGCAACUAGAAGAAGAGGCUCGGAACCUCGAGACUGACAUUCAUGAAUUGGAGACCAGGCUGUAUGAGAUGAAAGCGAAACAUCGACAUCUUGUGAGCGAGAUAUCACACAUCAACAACUCUGUCGAGGCGAAGCUUUCUUCUUAUACUGAAUCUUUGUCUUUACUCGACUCCGACAUCCAAAACUACCUCCGUGACCCUCCUAUUCAACCGUUAUCCCAAAGCUCAAGCGAAUCCACCUUUCACUCUUUGAAUCCCAAGCGUCGCACACUUGACAUGGCCCAGGAGCAUUGGAACACCGAACAGGUCGGGUUGCACAGUAGGCAACAGAAAGUGGAUGCGGAAAUACUGGCACUGGAAGAAGGAGGCGGAGUAUGGAAACAAGCGGUAUCCGAUGUCACUGGCUUUGAGAAGCGCUUACAAGCCAACAUGCGACAUUAUGUUGAGAUGACCACGUCAACGACCGAGUCAGAGGAAUCCACACUGACAGGUUACAAAGACGGGCUCGUGAGGAGUAUUCUGGAUGACUUGGAGAGAACCAUUCACCGGAUCGAAUCACAUCUGGAGCUCGCCGAGGAUAAGGACUGGAAGCUAUUAGUUUGCUGCAUUGCAGCUGAGCUAGAGGCCCUGCGAGAAGCAAGGGGCUUGCUUCUUCCCGCCUUUGGCCUCGCGGUGGAUGAAGAUGAUGCACCCCUGGACUCUACUUCUCCUAAAGAUUCUCCUCUGAUAGACCACAACUUUGAGGAGGGCCAUGAGGACUCCCGUGCGGGUCAGCUGGAAAAUGACAACCCAGAACCUCCAGCCGAUCUGCUCAAGGAUGCAGAUCAUCAUUCUGAUGCCAGGUCGGAGGAUGAUGAUGAGCCAGAUCCGUCAUGGCUGACCUGA
Molecule: messenger RNA, 1380 nt
Organism: Penicillium samsonianum
Lineage: Eukaryota; Fungi; Ascomycota; Eurotiomycetes; Eurotiales; Aspergillaceae
Exons: 1
Coding region: 1-1380 (459 amino acids)
Source: RefSeq, a predicted model, not a curated record